UCGGCGCGAGCUUGACGCUGUCCUAUUCCAGAGGAGGGCGAGUUCAGCGAAAAUCCAGUCACCCUGUCACUCAUAAUUAAAGAACCACGGCUGGAGUCAACUGGUAGGGAAAAAGCUCGGCCCGCGGAGGUACUUCAUUCGUGGCUUGUUAUUGUUGUUGGACCUCGCGGUAGCGGCGGCUCCCCCUGCUCCUCCUCCACUACAGCAGCACACGGCGAAAACUAUGAACCGGCGCGGCGCGGUGGGACCUUCGCCUCGCGUCCCGCCAACCGGGAAUCGCAGCACUUUUUCGGGCUUCAACUACUAAAGGCACGACCACAACAAAACGCAGCGCGUGAUAGCCUUCCAUUUUCGUUUUAUUAUUAUUCUUAUUUUUUUUUUUUGGGGUGGUGCGUUUGUAGAAUAAAGCGUCACCGGCGAGGCUCGUCCAACGUUUGUUCGACAUUUCGACUACCACCAGGCGACUUUCGAAGGACUCACUGGCACAAAGAGGACACUCCCAAACCGGAGAGUUCCAUUCUAUUGCCGAACUCCCAGACGGGGAGAAGCCAGCGAGCGGCAGCUAUGAGCGGGGGGGACGUUGUGUGUUCAGGGUGGCUGCGAAAGUCUCCGCCGGAAAAAAAGUUGCGACGUUACGCAUGGAAGAAGCGGUGGUUCAUGCUUCGCAGUGGCCGUUUAACAGGCGACCCAGAUGUGCUGGAGUACUACAAGAAUGACCAUGCCAAGAAGCCCAUCCGCGUGAUUGACCUCAACUUGUGUGAACAGGUGGAUGCCGGGCUGACGUUUAACAAGAAGGAUUUGGAGCACAGCUUCAUCUUUGACAUCAAGACCAUCGACCGUGUCUUUUACCUUGUGGCUGACACGGAGGAGGAGAUGAACAAGUGGGUGCGCUGCAUCUGCGACAUCUGUGGCUUCAACCCCACCGAUGACGAGGCUGCCAAAGCUGGCCAGCAGUCUGCCAUCGGGGGCCUGGUGGUGGACACCCCUCCGCACACGGCACUCGGCAACUUGGUGGGCCAGCCGGCGGCGGUCCUGACUGCCGUGCCGCCUCCCUACCAGCCAGUCAGCGUGCGGCAUCUGGACUCUCAAUCCAGCACUGAGGAGCCCCAGGACUACCUGUGGCUGGUCAACUGUGAGAGCAAAAAGCCCGAUGCCAACAGAUCCCACACUGAGUGUUCCAAGUCUACCUCCUCCGAGACGGACCUAAACGACAACCUCCCGUCGCACCGAACGCCCACGUCGUCCACGUCAUCAGCCAAGCACUGCUCUCAGAACGGCUUUUUUGCCGGGCACCCGGCCCCCGCCUCCGCUUCGUCCCUAUACGACUCCCCGCCAUCACGGGGCGCCUCCCUCCUGAGCGAUAACGGCCUCUACCACCUGCCUCGCAGCUACUCUCAGGACACCGUGCUGCUCCCCAAGUCUGCAUCGUCCCCCACGUCACACCCAGAAGUCUGCGGCGAGGGGUCUGAGCUUUAUGUCUUUAACACCCCCUCACGAAAGCCCUCCGUGGAGACGCAGAUGCGCAAUUUGUCCAUCAGUUAUGACAUCCCGCCCACGCCUGGCGCAAACUCUACCUACCAGGUCCCCCGCACCAUGUCGUCUUCGGAAGGCGGGGGAGACGUCGUGCCCCCUCCAAGGCCACCCAAGCCCACCUCCGGACCCCCGCCCGCCCCCGCCGAGCGCUCCCCCACAGACACUUAUUACAUGCCUCGCUCGGCCUCAGAGACCGACGGAAACUACUGUGUGCCUACUAGUGCUUGCAGUAAAGCUUUACGCAGCAACACUAUUGGAACUGUCGACUGUUCGCGGCUACGCAAAGAUUUUGGUUCCCAGGACUGCUAUGACAUUCCCAGAUCCUUCCCAUCUGACAAGAGCUGCUCAUUCGACUUCAACGAAAGUUUCAACAGCUACUUUAAAAAUAAAGGCAUGAUGCCUGUGGGCAGCCAGUCCACAGAAGAGGUGGACCAGAACUACGUCCCCAUGAGUGCCAAUUCCCCAUCCCACCACCACUCAGGCAGCCUGUCGGAACCUGUGCAUGAGACAAACUAUGUGCCCAUGACGCCCAGCACCAUGGAGUUCUCCUCACUGGGGAAGCAAGUGCCGCCUCCGGCCCACAUGGGUUUUCGUUCCAGUCCCAAAACUCCGCCGCGGAGGCCCCUGCCCAACGACUGCCAGCCGCCGCCUGUGGACCGCAACCUCAAACCGGAUCGCAAAGGUCAGAGUCCUAAAGUAAUAAGAGCAAAGGGGGUCGGUUUAGAGCGAAGCGACUCCCAAACUGUAGGCGAGUUCCCACGGGGACGACGCAAGGGAAAACCUGCGCCACUGGAGAUCAAACCUGUGCCCGAAUGGGAGGAGCCAUGCACGCCGGUCCGCUCGCCUGUCACUCGCUCCUUCGCACGGGAUCUCUCUAGGUUUCCCAUGCCCGCCCGGCCCCCGUCAGUGCAUAGCACCGCCUCCAGCACUGACUCCGAGGACAGUGAUGAGAAUUAUGUAGCCAUGCUCUCUAAUAUGAAGAACCAGUCAGAUGAACCAAGCACGAAGCUGAUGCCGAUGACUGUGGACGGCGGGAGUAGCCCCAUGGUGAAGCCCAAGGGAGACAAGCAGGUGGAGUACUUGGAUUUGGACCUGGACUCCGGCAAGUCCACUCCACCUCGGAAGAUGAAGAGCAACGGCUCUGGGAUGGCAGUGUCGGAUGAGCGCGUGGACUACGUGGUGGUGGACCAGCAACGGACACAAGCCCUUAAAAACACCCGUGAGGCCUGGAACGACGGGCGCCAAUCCACAGAGACGGACACAACUUCCAAAGGAACCAAGUGACCUAAUUUUUGUCGGGUUUGUUUCGCACCCGGAGCCCUCGUCCUUCGCGGCACUUCCGUAGCCACUCCGCCAUCUAGAAUUUGCACUGCCGGCAGGAUUCUGCGGAAGUCGGCAGAGCGACCGGACCAAUCGGGAUCAUCCGUCAACACUUUUACUAGCAGGGUUUUCUAUCACCACUGGUCCAAGGAUGUCAGUUGCGAACAGCGGCCAGAAAGCGCUCGGAAACUGGACAAAACUUGUAGGUGUCGACAAGUGCGUCAGUUUGAGUUUCACUUGUGGUUCGAAUCCGUUGAGGUGGCGGACGACUGUACAAAAAGUGUUAUGUACAUAAAUCGGAAGAAGUGUCCUUUUUAUCCAUAUGGAAUAUUUAGCAUGUUCGACUCCGAAGGUGCGCAGAUUCUGCAGGGUAGAAUCCUGCCGGUAUGGUGACGACGUACCGUUGUUGUUGAUCAUAGUGAUUAUCGGACGCAUUUACUGUGAGCUUUUCCAACAACCCCCGCCACUUUUUUCCUCAAAGUUACGCGAAAGUGAUGUAAAAAGUUCCAAGCGUCGAAAUAAGGUACGCAUACUAAUGAACUGUAAAAGUCGUCACUAAUUUAUUUUAACGCUGUAUUCUGUGGACGUACAAUUUUUCUGAACGUUUUCAGUCCGUUCGCCUCAUUUCUGACCUUUUCUUUGGUUUAUUUCAGACUAUUGUCAGGAACAGGAACACAAAAAUGGCCUUACUAACCUGUGAAACAUCCCACGUGUGUGCCGUCGUAGCUGUACAUAUUUUUUUGCAAUUGAUUCGAUUUCAAGUGUAUCUUUUUUUUUUAAACGUGCCUACUAAAAAAAAAAGUCACCUUUGUUGGACCUUCAGCAGUUUCUUUGUGAUAAUGAGCUGCCAAGGGAAUGACGCCUUACCUUUUUUUUUUUUUUUUUAAAUCUUGCGAGAAAAAUGUACAUAUU
Molecule: messenger RNA, 3765 nt
Organism: Syngnathoides biaculeatus (alligator pipefish)
Lineage: Eukaryota; Metazoa; Chordata; Actinopteri; Syngnathiformes; Syngnathidae
Gene: gab1
Product: GRB2-associated binding protein 1
Exons: 14
Coding region: 565-2817 (750 amino acids)
Source: RefSeq, a predicted model, not a curated record